This is a messenger RNA of Bombus pascuorum, 7703 nucleotides long. It is a transcript of the gene Antp, whose product is annotated as homeotic protein antennapedia-like. Gene Ontology annotation, biological process: anterior/posterior pattern specification; negative regulation of transcription by RNA polymerase II. The coding region runs from base 1426 to 2484 and encodes 352 amino acids. Gene Ontology annotation, cellular component: nucleus. The record is from RefSeq and is a predicted model, not a curated record. Gene Ontology annotation, molecular function: RNA polymerase II cis-regulatory region sequence-specific DNA binding; DNA-binding transcription factor activity, RNA polymerase II-specific. The transcript has 3 exons. NCBI's taxonomy places the organism in Eukaryota, Metazoa, Arthropoda, Insecta, Hymenoptera, Apidae.
GAGGGAGACGGAAAGGCGAAGGAGCGAGGCAGAGCCGCGAACAGAGAGAGAGAACGAAGGCAGCGCCGCGUGGCGGUACGAGGUGGGGACUAUCGGGCCGUAAACCAUCCGCGGUGAACAUUUAACUCACGUAUUGCCAUCCGACAAGUUUGCUUUGGCCCGCGAGAGAGCGUCACCCGAGCGAGCGUCCGACGUCGAAGCGAGCCUUCCGCGAAACACGCGAGGAGGUGGAUCAGAGCCUUCGACUUCACGUGGCUCUAAUCCGUUCCGUUUCGUACCGUUCCGUUCCAGACAAAACCACCGACUUCUCGUUCACCCUCGUUCCGGGUCCUCGAUCGUGCCUGCUCUCCUUUUUAUUUCGCGCGACCAGCUAACAUACAGACGGGGAUCCGCGACGCGACGCGACGCGCCACGACCAACCGGAAUCACGUAUCGUCAGCUGGGAAAUCGUUCCAGCGCGAAACGAUCUUCCCCGAGAUCUCCAGUCUACGUACCAUCAACCGGCGAGAUAACCUCUACCAUCCUGCCGACGCGAACAUCUUUUGGACCACCAGUCAGUCGACACGGAACUUCCGGAUGCAACAAUCGAUUCCGGUCUGAACGAUCGCUAUCAUGAACAAGAAACGAGCGCGGCCUAUCCUUCCGCAAACGAUCCUCUGCUUUCGUUGAGUCUUCCGGCCAACCGCUACACGGUGUGGCAUAACUUCGUUAGCAGGGUGGACAGAGGAACGGAACGUGUCUGGAGCGGCUUGGCGUUUUGAACGAAGGUACCACACCGAAGAAGAACUCUGAUUACCAUCUUCCCCCCCCCCCUCGUGUACAAGUUUUAAACCUGCCCCCUAAAUUAUCCCCGCAGCUUGAUAACUCACGGUUCUGUAGUGCUCCAGUUUCUAGUUUUUCUUUCAAUAUCGAUGAGUCGAGUGUGAUAAACGGGCAAAGGAACGAGACAAGAGUAUUAAAGAGUAUACAUAAUUUGAUGAUACGCUAAGUGAUUCACGGUGAUGUUGGUGUGAUACAAAGAGUGUUGCGCGCGCGCGUGUUGUCCGAGAGUGAGUGCGAGGAGGGAGGAAUCGCGCCGGAGCAGGUGAUACUAUAUGUAUAAAUAACAGAAAUUUAUUCAUGUAUAUGUAAGGACGUGUGCCAGUGUGUCCGUACGCAGGUAUUCGAGUACAAAGAAAAGAAAAAAAAAAAGAAAGAAAUCCAACUAUUAAAACAUAUAGUUUGCCAGUACGAAGACAGGGAAAGACAGAAAAGAGGAAAAGAAAAGAAAAGGAAGAAAGAGAGGCGAGGAGGAGUAGUAGGUGGAGAAUAAGUUAAAAAGCCUGCCUAACGAUCAAAGACUAAGAAACGAAGAAGUGUGAGGACACGUAAGGGAAAAAAAAAGAUCGAGGUGGCAUUAGAAGGUGGGCCAGGUGGGACAGUAGCAUGAGUUCGUACUUCGCGAAUUCGUACAUCCCGGACCUGCGUAAUGGCGGGGUGGAACACCCGCAUCAGCAUCAGCAGCACUACGGUGCCGCCGUCCAGGUGCCCCAGCAAACGCAGUCGGUACAACAGCCAUCUCAGCAAACCGGGGAUCCAUGCGAUCCUAGUCUCCUACGUCAGGGAGUGCCUGGCCAUCACUAUGGGGCCGCUGGUAGCCAGCAAGAUAUGCCUUAUCCGAGGUUUCCUCCGUACAAUCGGAUGGACAUGCGGAACGCGACCUAUUAUCAGCAUCAACAGGAGCACGGCAGCAUGGACGGGUUGGGUGGUUACAGGUCGACGUCCCCGAGCCCCGGUAUGGGCCACAUGGGACACACACCGACCCCGAACGGACAUCCGUCCACUCCUAUUGUCUAUGCGAGUUGCAAGCUUCAAGCGGCCGCGGUCGAUCAUCAGGGUAGCGUACUCGAUGGACCGGACAGCCCGCCAUUGGUCGAGUCGCAGAUGCACCACCAAAUGCAUUCGCAACAUCCUCACAUGCAGCCGCAACAGUCACAACAUCAACAGCAGCAGCAGCAACAUCAACAUCUUCAGGCGCAGCAGCAGCACAUGAUGUACCAACAGCAGCAACAAACGCAGGCGGCGUCGCAACAAUCUCAGCCUGGCAUGCAUCCGCAACAACAACAGCAACCUCAGCAACACCAAGGGGUGGUCACGUCGCCGCUUAGUCAGCAACAGCAGGCUACUCCUCAAGGUGCGGCCACUGCCAACCUACCGAGUCCGCUCUACCCGUGGAUGAGAAGUCAAUUCGAGAGGAAACGAGGCCGGCAAACGUACACCCGAUACCAAACCCUCGAGCUGGAGAAGGAGUUCCACUUCAACCGAUACCUGACCAGGCGGCGGCGCAUCGAGAUCGCGCACGCACUGUGCCUGACGGAACGGCAAAUCAAAAUCUGGUUCCAAAACAGACGGAUGAAAUGGAAGAAGGAGAACAAGACGAAGGGCGAGCCAGGCUCGGGCGACGGCGACACUGAAAUCUCGCCGCAGACAUCGCCGCAGGGUUGAGAGAUCCCCGAGGAGUGGAACUUCCAAAGAGGUCUCAUCUCUCUCAGGGUCGUUAAUACCUUGUUUCCAGCACUACCUCCUCCCCCUACACAUACAUACACAUAUAAACACAUCUGCCCCAUGCUAGCCCUGCCGCCCCCCGCCCCCGUCCCCCAUGCAAGCCCCGAUACAUCUCCAAAUAUCAAACCCCCUAAAACACCCACACGCCCAGCCCACCCCAAGCCAACCCACCAUCACCCCACUCAUACAGCAAUGACGCUUAUUUUGUCGUGUUAAUCAAGUUGCUCGUACCAAAAAAGGAGAGGACAACGUAAGAGGGAUAAACGGGAUAGAGACGAUCGUGGAAGAGAAAUGGACGUUGCCGACAGUGCGGAUAGAAGUGAAGACGUGAACAGAACGAUGACAAAGGGAUGAAAGGAUAAGGAGCGAGAUUGCGCGCGCGGAAAAGGGACAGAGAUGGUAGAGGAAGAGAAAGAGGGAAGGGAAUGAGAGAUAAGACGCGAGGAGGUUCGUGUGGAAAAAGGAGCAGAGGAGGGCAUGGAACGUGGUAAAAGGAAGGAAAAGGAAAGGAAAGGGAACCGGACACACGAACGAGUCGGAUGAAGAUUUAUAGGGACGCGCGAUCUUCUAAUAAUCACGUAGUGGAAUGUCGAAGAAAACGGAGAAGAGGCAGAGGAAUUGGAUCGGAUCGGAGGAAAACUGGAUCACAUGCUAAUCAGAACCGCGUUAACCUCUAUUACAUUUAAUCGAAUGUAAUUGUACUAAAGCCUAUAAUGCUAGAGAUAAUUUGGCAGAGAAAGAACGACAGAGAGAGAGAGAAUGUGCGAGAGUAUGUGGAAAGAAAGAGCGAGAAUGAGCGAGAAAGAGAGGAACAAAUAUACGUACUUUAAAACGCGAGUGUCAUGAAAGUUAGGCGAACUGAACGAAUCGGUCCUUGUAAUUGUAUAGUAGAGUAUGUAUGAGCGCCUGUAAAAUGAUAUAUAUAUAUGUGUGUGUAUAUGUAUAUAUAUGUGUAUGUAUAUAUACAUAUAAAUAUAUAAAUAUAUAUAAAAGAAUUAAAGAGAGCGAAAAUGCGAGGUAUGCAAAUUUUAUCGAACGAAUGAGCGAACGAGCGAUAUGAUCGCGCGGAUCAAGCGAUGGUGAAUCUUUCAUGGAUUAAACAUUGUAUUCGCGUGGAAAAAAAAUUAUCCGUUAGGAAAACGUUUUAUUAUUUAUUCUCUUACACGUCGUACACGCGUAGAGUUCGUAGUGCGGUUAGGUCGUAAAAAGAAAGAAAACUAGCGGAAAAAGGACGGUCGUCCAGUCGUGUCUCUAUUUAGCGAGUAGAUGAACGGUUUAGUGUUCUUUAGAAGAUCGUUUAGAUAGGUUUUUCUCUAUAAUACCGCGGUGGCUCAGCGAGGGUUAUUUAGUAAUCGCGAACGUGCCAAGUGUGAUCUUCGAAUGUGUGUUUCUCCAGUGCCGGGAGGAUUCGAUAUGGAAAUGCGGUGAUGAAGAGAGAACGCAAUGCAGAGGAAGUUCCGGUAGAACGGCUGCACACUUAACAUUAUCUCUGGUUAAAGAACGAGGUUGCGAAUGAAUUAAACGGAGAGGAUGAAGCGGAGGAAAAGAAGUCAAAGCGAUAUUCGACUACGUUGUCGUGAAGCCAGUGAAAUAUCAGUGUGUGCUUGUAACGCAAUCCGUUAAAUUGCAGUGAUAUUACGGUGAUCCAUCGGAUCUGUCGAUUUGCCAGUAGUGUUGGCCAAUCACGAAUACGUCGAACGAAACCGGAGGAUCCUUUUCUCUGGAAAGUGUGCUGAUCGAAUGAAUGAAAACAGUGCUGUUAGGAGUGCGGAGGCCUCCGCCGGAGCAGAAUCGAAUCGACUUGACAUUUCUUCAUCAGUGUCGUCGUAAGGUCAGUUAAAAAAUUCUAUGCUUACUUGCACUUUCGUGUAUGUAUGUUUUUGUCUCAUCAUUAUCACAACUUUUUCCUCUUUAAAUAUUCCAUCAUUUUCUUCCAACUGUUUUUUACAAUUAUUCUUUCGAUCGUAUACUGCUUGAAGAACAUGUCAAAAUGAACCAUCUUUGUUUAUUCUCGUCGGGUGCGUAGCUAAAACAUUACGGGUAAUAUAUCGCUGUGUAUUAUAAUUAUACAUUUCUUUUUUGCAAGCAAAAAAUACCGCGGCUACUUGAGUAAAAAGGUGUUUCCCAACAGUCCGGACCGAUUGUGUCAACACACAAAUUAUCUUUCUUGUCAUAAAUAUACUUUUUACUACUUUUCUUAUAUUCAAGAUACAAACUGCAUUUCGAUUUAAAGCAGAGAUUUAUAAUGUUUGCUAUUCGAAUAUAUUACAAUAUACUUAAGAGAAUCGCGCAUUUUGUUGCAAACACCUUUCAUCAACGUAGAUGACGCGUCCAAGUAUUUAAAAAAAAAAAAAAAAAAACGUUUUGCGUAUUUACGCAACGGUAUUUGCGUUCGCCUUGUAAAUAUUUGAAACAACGGUGAAAAAAUGUAAUCGGAUAGAUCCUUAAUAGAACCAAAAUUCAAGGGAUCUUGAGGGGCGAGUGACCAUUGAAAAUUUACUACUGCUCCGCGAGAUACGAGGCCAAGUUACCAAGUGAUGUAAUUCAUAACAUAUUUUUGGAACAGGAUGCUUUCGGCAUGAAACCGCUUGGCACCUUAACAGCGAUUCUAGAAAGCAGAGUUGUCGAUGGAAAACGUUAUCCUGAUCCGCGCUCUUAUUUCAAAGCAUCUUUGUCAUCUCUGUCAAUAGCAUCCCUUUCAAGUAAAAAAGAUAUUCAAAAAGAGCAGAAAUAAAAAUUCAACAGCAUCUUCGUAGUUUCUUCAAAAGAUCGUACUGUUCAAGUUUAUUAUAUGUUUAAUUAAAAUUUUCUAAAGAAAUUAUUCAUCUGAAACAAAGAUACAAAAUCAAAAUGGCUUUUUCAUUUAUUCGCAAGCAAGUAAAAAGAUCUUCAAAUGAAAUUUAAUAAACUUUAUCCUUUCAGUUUUGUUAUUAAUGCACGGUCACUAGUCACAUGUUUGAACGCAUGUCCACUGUGACCCUAGUUUUCUUUCCUUGCAUGUUUGUUGAAAUGUAAGACGAGUCUAUUCAAAUUUUCGCGCCCAUAGAAACUGCGUUAAGUGUGCCAAGCAGUGGCCAAACGCACCAUCUGUCCGGGCCGGUCGAUAAAAAUGCUUGCGAUCGAUGACGGAUCGAUGACGCCGGAUCGUGACCUGGCCGAUGACAUCAUCGUGUCUAUCUAUCGGGCCGAGGACACGUCGGAGAACUCUGCCGCGGCGAAUUCUUGUGCUGUGUUGUAAAACCUAGAUCGACAUAAUUUAGUUUAUACCUUGUAUACACGCAAUUUAAUGAUAUACGUAAUAAACGAUAAUUAACGAAUACGUAAUAAUGUAUAAAUGAUGACGACGAUGAAAAGGCGGUAUUUAAAUGAAAUGGAUAAAAACAGAAAACGAUAAAAAAAGAGAGGGGGAAGGUAAAGAAGAAUAUAAAUGUACAUAGGAGGAAAUAAUCUGGGGAUUUCGUGAAAUCUCGUUUACAUGUAGAUCGCACGGGUUCGAAGAAUGUUCCCGUGGGACGCGAAACGAUGUCCCGCGAACUUUCUUCCGGCCCGUCCUCGUAUUAAUGGGGAAAAAUAAAAAGGAGAAACGAUCAUGAAAAAGAAAAAAAAAUGGAAAAAAAUUGGAGAUAUAUGAAACUGAUAUACGUAAUACAUGGUCCAGCUCGCGCACGCGCAUCGAUUGGGCACCGGCCGGCCUUUCUUUCUCGAGAGAUUUAUUUAUAUAUAACUUUUUGUCCUUGAGGAGCAACGAACUGUGAAAAACGGAAGAUCGUCGACGAUCGCUCGCUGUCUUUUGCGGACAGUUGUUCCUUUUUCGGGGGGAAGCGUCGAAACCCGUAUGUUUACGGUCAGAGGUCGUGAUUCUAAAUUGCUCGGGCAAAUUGGCGUCAAUUAAGCUCGAUAGCCCGUCGAGAGCCUCCGCGUCGUUGUCGGUAUAUGGCUUUUCGUGAAAGUUUUAACGAAAGAGGAACACCGGCGAUAAAUAACAAAUCUUUGAUUCUUGUUCUAAUCUACUUACCUCGAAUUAUUACAUAUCCUUUUUACCCUUAUGUCAUUUCAUUGUUCAAUUAUGUCCAGGUCAGGUAGUCGUAUAAUUUUCCGGGUUAGGAUAAGAUUAUCUUUGUCGUAUCGUUUACAUCGAAAGUUAUUUAUAAGAAAAUGCUUAUGUACACUUUUUGUAUUAUGUUUGUUAUUCAGUUUAACGCAAACUGUCACAUUUUAUUUGUUUAAUCAUUAAAUAUUUUCAAAACAUAUAUUUAUAGCAUAUGUACAUCCAACUGUCAACCAUGAAUAUUUUUGUUUCACCGUUUUCUCACCAGUAGCUCUGUCUGUCGAUCGACAUCGAUAUCGAUUAGUUGUUCUUUGUCAUUCGAUUCAGUUUUCGAUUCGCACGUCACGCUGGUCAGCAAAUUCUUUUUCUUUCUUGUCGAAAAAUAAGGUGUCUCCUUCUGUGUUGUUGAUUAUAAUGUUUGACACAAAUCGAUUAAUAUGAUUUGGAUAUUGUUUUUGCGCGUUUCGCGGUAGAUAAGUGAGACAUGUGUUAAUUCUGACUGCAUUAAUCAGUGAUACCAUCUAUGUAGGCCAGGUAAUGGCCGGCAUUGAAGCGUAGGGUGCGGCUUUCGAGACAAAGGAGGUAUUUAUUACUCUUGCAUCAUAGUAUCAACUGUUACGACACAGUGGUCAACGGUGCAGGCGAAAUUUCACGCAUAAAUGCCUGCUUGACAAACCGUUUUCGCAGAGACUUCUCGCCGGGCACUACAUAGGUUAGCUACAUUAAUCCUCGUUGAAUGUUUAGUUGAUUGGCAAAAACACGUUCAUAUUGUUGUGUCUCAAUUCAUGGUAGCAUAUGUUCAUAGCAGUAGGUCAAAUCAAUCGAUCAGAAAUUUUCUUAUUACCGUUCUUGCUUAUUCAAGGUCUUGCUGGGUGUGUAGGAACAAGAAAAAUUUGUUUGGUCUUUAUUGGUAAAUUUAUCACCGGUAUUUCUCUUACCAACGAUCAUUCGUGACACGCGGAAAAACAGAAUUGUGCAAUAAUUACGCGUCACCGUUUAACACACGUGUCACUCAGAGUUCUAUAUCGAUUAAAAUCAGCCGUCGUUUAGAUAAAAAUGCAAUUUUGGACGAAAGGAACAAACACAAAGAUUUUUCUAAAAAACAAGAAAA